AUGGGUAGCUGCUUGACCGUAGGACCGAAUGAAGCCCUCGUUGUGUCAGGUGGCUGUAGUGGUUCAGAUGAGAAGACCUAUGUGGUGGGCGGAUGGGCCUGGGCAUGGUGGUUCCUGUCGGACACACAAAGAAUCACACUGGAGAUUAUGACUUUACAACCUAAGUGUGAAGGUGUGGAAACGGCUGAAGGAGUCGCCAUUACAGUCACCGGGGUGGCUCAGGUGAAGGUUAUGACUGACCAGGACUUGCUGGCUAUUGCUUGUGAGCAGUUUUUGGGGAAAUCCGUGAUGGAAAUCAAGGCUGUGGUCCUACAAACCCUGGAAGGGCAUUUACGCUCAAUUUUAGGCACACUGACAGUAGAGCAGAUCUACCAGGACAGGGACCAGUUUGCCCAGCUGGUGCGUGAGGUGGCCGCCCCUGACGUGGGCCGAAUGGGCAUCGAGAUCCUCAGCUUCACUAUUAAAGACGUGUACGAUAAACUGGACUAUUUGAGCUCUCUGGGGAAAACGCAGACGGCCGCUGUGCAGAGGGAUGCAGCCAUUGGCGUGGCUGAGGCAGAAAGAGAUGCCGGGAUAAAAGAAGCAGAGUGCAAGAAAGAAAUGAUGGAUGUCACAUUCUUGGCUGACACCAGAAUGGCAGACUCCAAGCGACAGUUGGAGCUACAGAAAGCUGCCUUCAACCAGGAAGUGAACACCAAGAAAGCAGAGGCCCAGCUGGCUUAUGAGCUGCAAGCAGCUAAGGAGCAGCAGAAGAUCCGUCUGGAGGAGGUCGAGAUUGAAGUGGUGCAGAGGAAGAAGCAAAUCGUCAUUGAGGAGAAAGAGAUCGAUAGGACAGAGAAGGAGCUGGUUGCUACAGUCAAACGGCCCGCCGAGGCUGAAGCUUACAAGAUGGAGCAGCUGGCUGAGGGCCAGAAGAUGAAGAAGGUGCUGACUGCGCAGGCCGAGGCAGAGAAAAUUCGGAAGGUCGGGGAGGCGGAGGCCAGAUCUAUUGAGGCGGUGGGCAAAGCCGAGGCAGAGAGGAUGAGGCUGAAGGCGGAAGCUUACCAGCAGUACGGAGAGGCUGCCAAGACUGCUCUGGUUCUGGAAGCGCUGCCAAAGAUUGCUGGCAAGGUUUCUGCCCCUCUGUCCAGGACCAAUGAGAUUGUGAUACUGAGUGGAGAAGGCAGCCGGGUGACGGGUGAAGUGAAUCGUCUGCUGGCUGAGCUGCCUGUGUCUGUCAACGCGCUCACAGGCGUGGAUCUGUCCAAGAUCCCUCUGCUGCAGAAGAUGACCAAUGCUGAAGCUUGAGACAAAUCAGUUCUCUUUUCCUGCCGGUAUGUUUUAUGCACUCACUAAGAAUGCCUUCGGAACACUUGAACUUAUUUAAGAAGAAAAAAAACAAAAAAAGUAAGUUAAAAAGAAGAAAACAAGUGGAUUUUUUAUACCUCUGGUGCCUUAAUAUUUUAUAGGACCAGAAUAUUUGCAUGUACUGCUGCUCCUCCUGUACUGUUCAUGGUUGAGUUUAUUUUUUACUUUCAGUUAUGAAUGAAUGGACAUAUUACGGUGCGUCUUGGAAGAUACUGACAUACAAUCUUUUUUUUUCACUUUGGCGUUGUAUUUUAUAAGCAUGUGAACCCAUCGUCAUAUUUCCAAAGUCAUGCUUUUUGCUUGAUUAUGUCUGUGACACUACAUAAACACUACAAUAUCUGUUAAAACUGUGAGUUAGCUUUAGAUUACAAUUACUAUUGUUACCGUCCACUACAAGUUAUAGGACUGUUUUUCUGGUAAACACUAGCUGCCGAUGUUGUAAAAUAACGGGCAGUUUCCUGGACAGGGAUUAACCCCAUUCAGAAUGCUGGUGUCCAGGACUUUAAUCCUUGUCUAGGAAACUGACUCAGCGCUGACAACUCUUGCCGUUAUUCAGGAAAUAUGGAAAUCGCUAUUCACACGGAAGGAUCUAUAGUAGCGUGUAGCAUUUUAGGGCAGUGAAUUCUCUGGUGAUAACAUUGCCUUAUGGGUAAUUUCCAUUGUCCUCUUAGAUCAACCAAGUGCUACUUUCAUGUGAUGCAUGAUUACUUUCAGCUUUUAUAGGUAGGUGGAUAAACAAACAAACAGACUUCAAAAACAAGGUCAGAUAUUUCUGCAUGGAAUUUUUUCAUAGUUCAUGCUCAUGUUUUUACCUGUU
Molecule: messenger RNA, 2164 nt
Organism: Colossoma macropomum (tambaqui)
Lineage: Eukaryota; Metazoa; Chordata; Actinopteri; Characiformes; Serrasalmidae
Gene: flot2b
Product: flotillin 2b
Exons: 11
Coding region: 1-1287 (428 amino acids)
Biological process (GO): protein localization to plasma membrane; regulation of myoblast differentiation
Cellular component (GO): plasma membrane
Source: RefSeq, a predicted model, not a curated record